CUACUGCGGUUAAUUUAGGCUUUCUGUCGGAACUGUGUGUGGUAGUGUUUGUUUGUUUGUUUGAGUUGGUUUUGAUAGAAAAACCCCGAUUUCAGGCGAACUAUAUCUACGAGGUUCUUGUUAUUUUAAAAGCUUUGAAAAUGCAGUCGGCAGAUGAAUUGCAAGUCAGAAAAAGAAUCUACCUACAGCGGGAUUUUUCCAAUGGAAUGGCCGUUCGCUUUCAAACCAGGUUUCCAUCAGAAUUAGACGGAAGGGUUAAUCCUGAAGAAUUUUCACAAACCAUAUCUGUGUUAAACGAAAAGUAUAGACAGGCCGAAGAAAUCUCUUUUUCUACUUACUGUGAAGGAUGCCUGGCUUGUUUAACAGGUUACCUUCUCCUGCUAUGCAUCAAUACACAUUACAAAAAGGUAUUAAAGGAAAUUUCCAAAUAUAUUGAAGAUCAGAAUAACACCAUAUACUGGCCAAAGAGAAUUCUUAUCAAAGACCCAUUUGAAUCUGGCCUAAGAUCAAUUGAAAUUGUUAUAUUCGAUGAGAAUUAACUUGUUCAGUCAGUUAUAAUGUGCAACAUGGAGUAUUCGCAAUUCAAGGAUUGAUUUUAAAGCUUCUCUUUAUUGUUUUAGAGGAUAUUUUGUUAAAAACUAAAUAAUACAUUAUUUCAAAUACAGACACCGUACAUAUUGUAUGUAAUGCAGUACAUUUACAUAUAAAGGUGUUUAAAUAACCCUUGCAACCAUUAUGGUCUCCAUAAGCUUUUUCUUUUUUUUGUUUUUAUAUUUAUUUUUAUUCAUUUUCAUGAUCUAUAUUGUAAAUGCACUAUUUGUGUUGGUGUAAAUUUGAGCUUUUUGUUACAGAAUUUCAGAAAAAUUAAGUAUAAGCCUCCUGCUAUGUCUGAACUUUAACAUAUUUUCUGCACCCGUUGCCAUUAUUGUUGUUUACAAUAAUAGGAAAAUUUAUGUGUUGUCUAAAUGUUUUCUAUUGGUAAUAACAGAAUGUAGAUAUUAAAUAAAGACAUAUAACUAACAAAUUGAAAAUGUGCGCAACAAUUAUAAGUUUAUAUCUAAAUCGGUAAAAUAACGAUUGCCUUCUAUUAUGUACAACUAUUCAGUUAUAAAUGAUCAGUUUGUGUUGUAUUUCAAAGCACUUUCACGAAAUAAAAUGUCCGCAUUUUCCA
Messenger RNA from Ciona intestinalis (vase tunicate), 1171 nucleotides. RefSeq names its product golgin subfamily A member 7. The record is from RefSeq and is a predicted model, not a curated record. Gene Ontology annotation, biological process: protein targeting to membrane; peptidyl-L-cysteine S-palmitoylation. Gene Ontology annotation, cellular component: palmitoyltransferase complex. Lineage: Eukaryota; Metazoa; Chordata; Ascidiacea; Phlebobranchia; Cionidae.